This is a messenger RNA of Hibiscus syriacus, 640 nucleotides long. RefSeq lists its product as uncharacterized. NCBI's taxonomy places the organism in Eukaryota, Viridiplantae, Streptophyta, Magnoliopsida, Malvales, Malvaceae. The transcript has 2 exons. The record is from RefSeq and is a predicted model, not a curated record. The coding region runs from base 148 to 585 and encodes 145 amino acids.
AUAUUUGAAACUCCAAUACGUUAGCUGGGGCAGCAUUGUUAGCUCCAGUUAUUAACUACUGGUGGCCUGGCUUUCCUUCAAACUUAUCUACGGAAGCAUAUUACCAACAGUUGCCCAACGACCAGUGGGCACUUCGAGUGUCUCAUUAUGCUCCCUGGCUUACUUACUGGUGGAACACUCAAAAAUGGUUCCCAGGUUCUAGUGCUAUCACUCACAGUGCUGAUAUUUUCUCUAGUGAGGACAAAAAAACUCUUGCCUGAGAUAAUCUCUGCAGCUUCGAACCACAUGGCACUAAUAAGACAGCAAGGCGAAUACGAGUCUGUGCAUCGGGACCUGAUAAUUGGAUUUGGAACAUGGGAAUUCUCUCCCAUGGAUCUGGAAAAUCCAUUUCCGAAUAACGAGGGCUCGGUGCACCUGUGGCAUGGAGAUGAGGAUCUGCUUGUGCUGGUUAGUCUGCAGCGCUACAUUGCUCAACAACUACCAUGGAUUCAAUACCAUGAACUACGCGGUGCGGGACAUAUAAUUCCGCAUGCUCCCUGGAUGUCGGAUAACAUAGUUAAGGCACUUUUGGUCGGAGAGAAGUAGGCUACAUUUAUGUGGAUUUGCCUGUACCCCUUUAAUGGUUAUAACCAACAUUGAU